Molecule: messenger RNA, 3582 nt
Organism: Toxotes jaculatrix (banded archerfish)
Lineage: Eukaryota; Metazoa; Chordata; Actinopteri; Toxotidae
Gene: lonp2
Product: lon peptidase 2, peroxisomal
Exons: 17
Coding region: 306-2837 (843 amino acids)
Biological process (GO): protein catabolic process; protein targeting to peroxisome; protein processing
Cellular component (GO): peroxisomal matrix
Molecular function (GO): serine-type endopeptidase activity; ATP-dependent peptidase activity; ATP hydrolysis activity
Source: RefSeq, a predicted model, not a curated record
GAGGACGCAGGAGAAGGAAGAAAGGCAAAAAAAUGAUGCGAAAAUGUGUGGGAAAAUAACAGUAACCACAUUUUGAUUUAAGAAAAAAAAAUAUAUAUAUAUAUUUAUAUGUAUCUGAAGACGCGUUUUAUUUUUUUCUGGUCAUUAAUUGUGCGUUUGGGUCGUCAGUGAGAAUCUUAUUUUGAAAACACCACCCGGAAGUCGUAUGUUUACGUUUAGCUGGCCCAUCUGACAGUAGGAGUACGCGUUUGUUUGCAGGAGUUGUUUUGCGCCUGGCUUCAAAAGGAAAGAAAAACACACGGACAAUGACCUCCGGCGGUGGAAUUCAGAUACCGAGCCGUCUCCCGCUGCUGCUGACCCAUGAAGGGGUUCUCCUGCCGGGCUCCACCGUCAGGUUUAGCGUUGACUCUCCGCGAAACAUGCACCUGGUCAGCCAACGGCUGUUAAGGGGGACUUCACUGAAAAGCACAAUCAUAGGAGUGAUUCCCAACACCAGAGACCCAGAGCACGACACCGACGACCUCCCCACCCUGCACAAAAUUGGUACAGCAGGGAUAGCAGUACAGGUGGUGGGCAGUAACUGGCCUAAGCCCCACUACACCCUCCUCAUCACCGGACUGUGCCGCUUUAGUGUGUCAAGUCUGCUGAAGGAGCGACCCUUCGUCCUGGCAGAGGUGGUGCAGUUGGAUAAAUUGGAGCAGUACAUGUCUCCAGCAACAGACGGUGUUGCCACAGAUGAUGGACAGCUGGGGGAGCUGUCCCAGAAGUUCUACCAGGCUGCUGUACAGUUGUUAGGUAUGUUGGACAUGUCUGUUCCAGUGGUAGCAAAGUUCAGGCGUCUGCUGGACAGCCUGCCCAGGGAAACGCUACCUGAUGUGGUCGCCUCCAUGAUCCGCACUUCAAACAAGGAGAAACUACAGGUCUUGGAUGCGGUGAGCUUGGAGGAGCGUUUUAAGAAGGCCCUGCCCAUGUUGACCAGACAGAUAGAGGGUCUAAAACUACUGCAGAAAACCAGGAAGACGGGUCCUGAUAAUGAGAAGAGGGUGUUAUCAGUACGCAAAGGUGGAGUGUUCCCAGGCCGGCAGUUCAAUCUGGAUGAGGAGGAUGAAGAUGAUGAUGGAGAUGACACAGCAGUCCUGGAGAGGAAGGUUCAUGGGGCAAACAUGCCUGAAGCUGCACUCAGAGUUUGCCUGAAAGAGCUCAAGAGACUGAAGAAGAUGCCUCAGUCCAUGCCUGAGUACGCUCUGACAAGAAACUACUUGGAUCUGAUGGUAGAGUUGCCAUGGAGUAAAAGCACCAAAGACUGCCUGGACAUCAGAGCUGCUCGCACUCUGUUGGACAAUGAUCACUAUGCUAUGGACAAGCUGAAGAGACGUGUGCUGGAGUACCUGGCUGUUAGACAGCUGAAGACUUCACUCAAGGGCCCCAUUCUAUGCUUUGUGGGCCCCCCAGGAGUCGGUAAGACCAGUGUGGGACGCUCUAUUGCAAGGACUCUGGGAAGAGAGUUUCACCGCAUCGCUUUAGGAGGCGUCUGUGACCAGUCUGACAUUCGAGGACACAGACGCACAUAUGUAGGGAGCAUGCCCGGCCGCAUCAUCAAUGGUCUGAAGACAGUGGGUGUCAAUAAUCCUGUCUUCCUCCUGGACGAGGUGGACAAACUGGGAAAGAGCCUGCAAGGAGACCCUGCAGCCGCUCUGCUAGAGGUCCUGGACCCAGAGCAGAACCACAGCUUCACAGACCAUUACCUCAACGUGGCCUUUGACCUCUCCCAAGUGCUCUUUAUUGCCACUGCAAACACCACAGCAACCAUUCCCCCGGCGCUGCUGGACAGGAUGGAGGUGCUGCAGGUACCAGGCUACACUCAGGAGGAGAAGGUGGAGAUAGCUCACCGUCACUUGAUCCCAAACCAGCUGGAGCAACAUGGAUUAACACCUCAACAGCUGCAUAUACCACAGGAAACCACACAGAUCAUAAUCAGCAGGUACACCCGAGAGGCAGGUGUGCGCUCCCUAGAGAGGAAGAUCGGGGCGAUCUGCCGUGCUGUGGCUGUGAAGGUCACUGAAGGUCACAGAGUCACCAAGACAGAGGCUUUGAUCCCAGAGGGACCAGCAGAGCCCAGAGACAAGGCGGCACCCCCAGAGAUGCCCAUACUGAUCGACCACAUGGCCCUGAAAGACAUCCUGGGACUUCCACUGUUUGAGAUGGAGGUGUCUGAGCGGUUUACCCUUCCCGGUGUAGCUCUGGGGCUGGCGUGGACCCCGCUCGGUGGGGAGAUCAUGUUUGUGGAGGCCAGUCGAAUGGAGGGAGAAGGUCAGCUCACACUGACCGGUCAGCUGGGGGAUGUUAUGAAAGAAUCUGCCCAUCUGGCCAUCAGCUGGCUCAGAGCAAACGCUAAAACCUACCAGCUCACCAACAUGGUCGGGGGUCCAGAUCCUCUAGAAGGGACAGACAUCCACCUCCACUUCCCUGCCGGAGCUGUCACCAAGGAUGGCCCCUCUGCCGGCGUUACCAUAGUAACCUGCUUAGCCUCACUGUUCAGCGGCCGACUGGUCAGAUCAGACAUUGCCAUGACAGGAGAGAUCACAUUAAGAGGGCUGGUGCUGCCGGUGGGCGGGAUCAAGGACAAAGUCCUGGCGGCCUACAGGGCAGGAGUGAAGUGCGUCAUUCUCCCGAAACGCAACGAGAAGGACCUGGAGGAGCUUCCGGCCAACAUCCGAGCCGACCUUGACUUCGUCACCGCCGCAAACCUCGACGAGGUGCUGAACGCCGCCUUCGAGGGAGGGUUUCCAGGGACAGCCAGCACACGCACACACCCUCAGCUGACCAGCAAACUGUAACACACUGAUGUAAAACACACACACACACAGUGACAGUGUGAAGUUAGAAAGUGUUCGUGAAUAGUCCUAACAGGAGAGAGUGGGCUGUGUUUCAGCUCAGACAAGUUAGAGCCCAAUGAGUUUUUGUCCCUGAUGUGCAGUGACAGGAGAAGACAGUAUGCACAAUUCUGUAUGCGUAAUUCUGAGUCAUGUGAUUCAAUCUUUAACCCUGUUUUAAGGUUCUUUGCAGUUGAGAUUUUCGUUUUCAGAUUACUUUGGUAUUGAAGAGAUAAUUUGAGAUAAAUGAAGCUGUGAUUCACAGUCAGACGUCAGUGCACAGGGGCAGCACACAGUGACAUGAAGUUACAACAGCUUCUUAGUUGAGACACGCUCAGAGACCAGGAGCCUGUUUGGAUGACUGUGUUCAGUCACAUGCUCUAAUCCAGUGUGGUCGAAUUUCAGAUUUUGGAAUUUCUUACCUGAGCAAAUUUUCUGACAAAUAACCACAAAGAGGUGAGUUAGUUUGAUAUUGUUCAUCUCAGAGGUGUAUGUGGGCGUGUUGUCCCGUCACAGAGGCACUCACUGCACGAGGCUGUAAUUCUGCUGAGGUGCUGACUAAAGAUUGGAUUGCAAUUCCUGUUAAGGAAGCAAACCUAAUCACUUUCCAAUGCAAGGCAGUGAUUUCAUACUAAACCAAGAUGCACUUAUGUCCUAUUAAAUGACUGUAAAAAAAAAAUGAGAGUUGAAUUAAAGAUGAUUGAAAUCU